AUGGACGCCCGGUCUCGCCCCGCGCUGCUGCCCACCGCCCCGCGCCGUCUGCCGCCCGGGUCCCCGCCGGGCCCGGACACGAGCGACGUCCUGCAACAGAUCAUGGCCAUCACCGACCAGAGCCUGGACGAGGCGCAGGCCAGAAAGCAUGCUCUGAAUUGCCAUCGGAUGAAGCCUGCUCUCUUCAGUGUGCUCUGUGAGAUCAAGGAAAAGACAGCGGUCAGUGUCCAAGGUGUUCAGGAGGAGAGGCCCCCAGACGCUCAGCUCAUGAGGCUGGACAACAUGCUGCUGGCCGAGGGCGUGUCCAAGCUGGAGAAUAGAGGACGAGGCGGAGCGGCGGCGGCCGCCACAGCAACACCAGGUGGCUGUCCAAAUGACACUAGCAUUGAGCACUCUGACUACAGGGCCAAGCUGUCCCAGAUCCGACAGAUUUACCACUCUGAGCUAGAGAAAUAUGAACAGGCCUGCUGUGAGUUCACCACACAUGUCACCAACCUUCUCCGGGAGCAAAGCAGGAUGAGGCCCGUCUCCCCCAAGGAGAUGGAGCGCAUGGUCAGCGUCAUUCAUGGCAAGUUCAGCGCCAUCCAGAUGCAGCUGAAGCAGAGCACCUGCGAGGCCGUGAUGACCCUGCGCUCACGGUUCCUUGAUGCCAGGCAUAAGCGGCGGAACUUCAGCAAACAGGCAACCGAAGUGCUGAAUGAGUAUUUCUAUUCCCACUUGAGCAACCCGUAUCCCAGUGAAAAAGCCAAAGAAGAGCUGGCCAGGAAGGGCGGCAUCACGGUCUCGCAGGUCUCUAACUGGUUUGCCAACAAGAGAAUCCGGUACAAAAAGAACAUGGGGAGGUUUCAGGAAGAGGCUACCGUUUACACGGGUAACAUGGCCACGGAUACCACUGAUGUCAGAGUCUCGGGGAGCCACACCCACUGCCCGUCGAUGCUGAGCUCCGGUUCCCCUGGGCCCUUCCUGCUGACCAGCGCCAGGGACACCUUCCUCACUGUGCAGACACUGGCCUCUCUCCAGGCCCCUCCUGGGGGAACCAAGAUGCGGUCCCAGGGUGUCUGGCAGGGGGCCACCCCUCUGCUGCCGAGCGCUUCACCUGCUGGAGACCCCGGCAGCGGCAGCGCCAACGCCUCUGGUUAAGUUUUGGGGACAAGCAGAAGGGAACGCGCGGGACAGCGAGGGACAGCGCCCCAGCCCUGAUCCCCAGGCCACAGCUGCUCGUCUGUGGGAUUCAAGACGGCCUGAGAUGCCGCACACUCUCCCAUCUUGGUUUGGUUUUUUGAUAGUCGUUUAUGGCAAGAUGAUGAAUUGUCUCCUGUAAGACCUGGCACGGCUGUUCCCAUUAAACGUUCUGGCUUUCU
Molecule: messenger RNA, 1361 nt
Organism: Carlito syrichta (Philippine tarsier)
Lineage: Eukaryota; Metazoa; Chordata; Mammalia; Primates; Tarsiidae
Gene: PBX4
Product: PBX homeobox 4
Exons: 8
Coding region: 1-1140 (379 amino acids)
Biological process (GO): embryonic organ development; regulation of transcription by RNA polymerase II; brain development
Cellular component (GO): nucleus
Molecular function (GO): DNA-binding transcription factor activity, RNA polymerase II-specific; RNA polymerase II cis-regulatory region sequence-specific DNA binding
Source: RefSeq, a predicted model, not a curated record